AUGGCCGCCGCGCUCAGGUCCCCGGCCUCCGUCAUGGUCGUCUCGGGCCCCACCUCCGCCUCGGGUCUCGCCAAGGCGCGUCAGCAGGCGCCCAGGGUCGUCGCGGUGGGCGGCGCCGGGGCUUGGCGGCAGCACCCGCGGAGCCGUGGCGCCGCCGUCCGGGCGUCGCUGUUCUCGCCCAAGCCCGCGGCGGCCAAGGACGCGCGGCCGACCAAGGUGCAGGAGCUCUACGUGUACGAGAUCAACGAGCGGGACCGCGAGAGCCCCGCCUACCUCCGCCUCAGCGCCAAGCAGACCGAGAACGCGCUCGGCGACCUCGUCCCCUUCACCAACAAGGUCGGGCAGCUUCGCUUUCGCUUCCGUUCCCCUCUCUCUCUCUCUCCCCUCAGCCAGCCAUCCUCUGACUUGCCCCCUCUCCACCCCCACCCCACGCAGGUGUACAACGGCAGCCUGGACAAGCGGCUGGGGAUCACGUCGGGGAUCUGCGUGCUGAUCCAGCACGUGCCCGACCGCAACGGCGACCGGUACGAGGCCAUCUACAGCUUCUACUUCGGCGACUACGGCCACAUCUCGGUGCAGGGACCGUACCUGACCUACGAGGAGUCGUACCUGGCGGUCACGGGGGGCUCCGGCGUCUUCGAGGGCGUCUACGGCCAGGUCAAGCUCAACCAGAUCGUCUUCCCCUUCAAGAUCUUCUACACCUUCUACCUCAAGGGCAUCCCGGACCUGCCCAGGGACCUGCUCUGCACGCCCGUCCCGCCGUCCCCCACCGUCGAGCCCACCCCCGCCGCCAAGGCCGCCGAGCCGCACGCCUCCAUCAACAACCACACCGACUGA
This is a messenger RNA of Miscanthus lutarioriparius, 837 nucleotides long. Lineage: Eukaryota; Viridiplantae; Streptophyta; Magnoliopsida; Poales; Poaceae. The record is from the annotation of a GenBank genome assembly.